CAAUACCAGCGAACCAAGCCAGGAAACCACCCUUGGACCCUCGCUCCGCACCAAAGGCAAACAACACGCACACAGACCAAAAACAAUGAAAUCCGCCCUCUCCCUGCUGCUCCUGUCCCUCGCCGCCGGCACGAGCCGCCACCAGCGGGCUUUCGCCUUUUGCCCGCCGCCUUCGGCCACCACCGCCGCCCCCGGAACCACAAAGGCCGCCGGCGCCGGAUCCACGUCCACGUCCACGUCCACGGGCCUCUCCAUGGCCCUCACCCUGUACGGAUCCCAGGGAUCCCGGUCCCCCCUCGUCAACUGGGGGGCCGCCGAGGUCGGCCUCCCCGUUUCCAUGGCCCGGAACCUCUCCGACAACCCGCACCCCUUCGGGCAGAUUCCGUGCCUGGCCGACAGCGGAAGCGGCGAGACCGUCGUGGUCUUCGAGUCGGGGGCCAUCCUCCAGCACCUCUAUGGCAAGGCGGAGAGCACCGACGGGGACUCCGACCGGCGAGCCGCCGCCGUCACCUCGUGGAUAUCGUGUGCGUAGGAGCGAGCCAUCGCGCCGUGAACCGAAUGGCAUGGAAUGCAUCGGAAUGGAAUGCAAUGCAUCGUCGCGUCGUGUCGUUUGUUCGGAGUUGUGCGUUGUCGGGUAAAUUUUCUCACCGACAGGUCUUUUGUUGUUCUUUGGAUUUAUUCGCUUUGGUUCGUUUCUUUUCUGCGCACGCACGCACGAUCCGCAGGGGCCAACGCCAGUCUCGACCCGAUUUGUUUCAUCGAAACACCCGACGGAAAAGUGUACGUAAGGCAUGGGAUGCAACGGUAACAGACAGCAUUCUGUGGUUUUGGAUUGUUCUCUUGCUUUUUUUUUUUGGUUCCAUCCAUGGAAGGCCUGGAUCAAAUCCUUUCGUUUGACCCGCUUUGCCACGGUUGCUCACGUUGUUUGCUUUGUCCAUUGCACGCAUCGGUUGAACCCGCGCAUCCUGUGGUUUCUGUGGCGUUCUCGUUGGCACAACCAUCGAAUUUCGUGCACGCAACAACAACAACAACAAACAAACACACACACAGCUACGACACCGGCCUGAAGAAACCCAACAAGCGGAUAGACGUCCUCGAAAAGCUCCUGGGGGAACAAGACUUUCUCGUCGAGGGAGGAUUUUCCCUGGCCGACGUUGCCGUCGCGUCCUAUUUGCUGUACGUUCCGCAGUUCUUCCAGGGAGUGAGCCUCUCGAGGUGGCCAAACGUGGUGAGCUACAUGAAGCGGUGCGCAGAGCGCGAGGCCUAUGGGGCCGCCUUUGGGCCGCAGGUCCAGGCCUACCUCGUCGCGGCGUGCGAGGGAAUGUUGCUGGAGGCGGGGUCCGGGGGCGGCGACAAGAAAAAACUCUUUGGAAUGUUUUGAGAGAUGGGGAGGGACCGGCACGAAACCCCACCAAACCAACCAUAGAGCCGCCACGGUGCAACAACGCACGCACUUGGGAUACCAGAAAAAGGGAGGUUCGCAUCGUGGGUAUGUAGCAGACCACGUUGUGCACCGGGUACUGCGGGAAAAAAGGGGAGGGCUCCGGUGUCGGCUGUAGCACCGAGACAAAACGAAAAAUAGAUUUUUCUCAAUAGC
Messenger RNA from Pseudo-nitzschia multistriata, 1597 nucleotides. Lineage: Eukaryota; Bacillariophyta; Bacillariophyceae; Bacillariales; Bacillariaceae. The record is from the annotation of a GenBank genome assembly.